CACGGAGGAAGCGAGAGGCCGGCCACAGCAGCUCGUGUUUAAGCAAGACCUGAAAGCUGAUCCUUUUAACUUUUUUUUUUUUUUUUUCUCUAAAUUACAAUUAUUUUAAAGGGCUGUGGACGACCAGGAUGCCCGCGGAGCUGAAUAGAAGUGCGCGCCGCUCGGGGGUCGCGGCGCUCUGUGGGCAGAUCCCGAUAUCUCUGAGGGGCGGAUGGAUUGUUUAAUAUCAGCUGGAUGUUUGCAGACGGGGUUUUGUCAGAUUUUGGUCUUUUGUUGGUCUCGUCUACUAGUUUGACUUUGGAUCCUUUUGUUUUUUCCUGGCUGUCCAUUUUUCACUUGUAUUUACUUUCCUUUGUUAUAAUAAGAUCCCGACUUUUAAUUUCCUUUUUGGAUACUGGACCUGGAAUCCAACGAUGGCUUUCGGUGUCCCUCUCGUGUUGGCACUGCUGUUACUAUUGAACGGUCUGGGCGAAGCUUUAAGUUGCCAGCUGCCACACGACUGGAGACCCCAGACGGAGUCGUGCAGAGCGGAGCUCGCCGAGAUCAUCGUGUUUGCCAAAGUCCUCGCCGUCUACAAGGACUCUUACAGCGUUUACAAUUACCUGCCCUGGCAGGACAACACGGACCUGUUCUUCUCCGCCGAGAUCGAGCUGCUGUGUGACCAGGCGUGGGGCAGCAUGCUGGAGGUGCCCGCCGGCUCGCGCUUCAAUGUCACCGGGCUCGGCUACUUCCCCUGCCAAUCGUACACCGUCAUGGAGGGUAACACCUAUUACUUCUUCUUAAGGAUGGAUGAAAAUUACAACAUCGUUCCUCACGGCGUUAACUUCCAGGAUCCCAUCUUUCCCGAUUCACCUGAAAACCAACGCAUGUUUUCCAGCCUCUUCCAGUUUGCAAACUGCUCCAGUGGCACGCUGGCUCAGGCCUACACACCAGACUGGGAAGCUCAGGAGGACAGCCGGUUGCUGUGCUCAACUGUACAAAAGGCUUUGUUGGAGGAAGAGGAGCAUGUGAAGACGCUCUUGAAGAAGGUGCGCGUACUGGAGAAGGCAAACAACCACCUUAAAAACAAAGUGAGGAAGAUGAAGAGCUUAUUACGGCAGGCCAAGAAGGAGAGCAAGCAGGAGGCCCUGCUCCUCAAGAAGCAGCAGCAGCAGCAGAAGGUCAAGGACAAAGCGGCAGCAUCCCACCCAAAGGUGCUCCUCAACAAACCCAUGAAGAAGCUCAACAACAACAACAAACUGAAGAAGUAACUGGGAAUCACGGCACGGCAGGGACAAACCCCUGGCAUGGACAGAUUUGUGACCCUCCAAAGUCAGCGAGGCGCAGCGAUGCAGAUGUUCUUUACUCCUUUGGACGUCGACUGCGACUCCUACGUUUCUUCUUAGAAGUUCAACACAAGAGCAUGCUUUGUAACUUUUAUUUUUUCAUUUCAUAGCUGGUCUGCAUCUCUGGACCGGGAUACACUUAAUGAAGCACUUUAAAAAGUUGGAGGGCUGCUGGGAUCAGAAAUGUGGGUGAGGAGAUGCCACCACACAACCACACUGCCCUUCUGUGCUGGGCAUAGAGGGGUGGGCCAGAUAGCAGAUUACCAGUAAACACCAUUCGAAAAAAAGAAUGGGAUAGAAUUAUGAAAUAAAGUUGAUCUGGGUGGCACCACAGCUGUGGAGGUAGGACCCCUUAGUCAUUGCUACAUAUGAGCGGAAUUUGCACGUUCUCCCUGUGCUCACAUGCUACACUGCAUUGAGGAUCACUGACUCCGAUUUGUCUGUGGUGUGUGUGGGUAUCCCUCCUCCCCAUUAGGGUCCUACCCUGAUGCUGCCGGGAUAGGCUCCAGCACCUCUUGACCCUGUCAUGAAAUCAAUGGGCUGUGAGACCAUCUGCUCAGAUCUUUCCCAAUAUCUCUUAACCCAGACAAGCACACCCAGGCUUCUGGA
Molecule: messenger RNA, 1934 nt
Organism: Erpetoichthys calabaricus (reedfish)
Lineage: Eukaryota; Metazoa; Chordata; Cladistia; Polypteriformes; Polypteridae
Gene: ccdc3b
Product: coiled-coil domain containing 3b
Exons: 3
Coding region: 414-1250 (278 amino acids)
Biological process (GO): negative regulation of gene expression
Cellular component (GO): extracellular region
Source: RefSeq, a predicted model, not a curated record